Molecule: messenger RNA, 6228 nt
Organism: Mus musculus (house mouse)
Lineage: Eukaryota; Metazoa; Chordata; Mammalia; Rodentia; Muridae
Gene: Gdap1
Product: ganglioside-induced differentiation-associated-protein 1
Exons: 8
Coding region: 2390-3466 (358 amino acids)
Biological process (GO): cellular response to vitamin D; mitochondrial fusion; mitochondrial fission
Cellular component (GO): mitochondrion; mitochondrial outer membrane; cytoplasm
Source: RefSeq, a predicted model, not a curated record
UAAUAGUCAGAAAAUUAACAAGAAAACAGCCCAGGCACUCCACACACUAUCAAGUAGCAUAGAUUCUUUCCACAUCAUGGUAUACACCAUGAAUACAGAAAUGCAAGCAUUUAGGAAACAAUAUAAAGAAGAAUAUAUUAGAAAAAAGAACCUUAUAACUCAGAACCAAAACUUAAUUAUGUGCCAAAUGUAUAAAAGUAAUCUAGCAGAGUAGAGAGAGAGAAUCAGAUAACCCUUUUACAACAGGACUAGAAAGAAGGACCCCAGACUUCCAAAUGUUAUUAGAAAAUGAAAGAUGAUCAUAAUGCAAAGAAGGCAUAUGCGAGCUAUACCUAGUACAGGUAUUCCUGGACAAUGACUACCCAGAACAUCACACUAAAGCCAUACCACAGAAAUUAGACAAUGAAUUUGUAAUACCAGUUGAUCACUUUCUGUGGUCAUCAGUUAACAACACAAAUAGCUCUCUCUAUAUAUCACUCGAAGACACCAUUAAAUUAGGAGCAAACACAUAUGUCUACCCACACCAACCAGAUACAAAGAUGCAACACACAUCUUUCCCAAUGUCAAGAUUAACAACCAUAAUACAAGACAUGCGGAACUAUAACUUUAUACUAUGCACACUCACACCAAAAAUAGCCACAUGCAGAUGGCUAAAUGAAUCAUUCAUGGACACUUCCGAAGCAUAUUUUAAUUUAACAUGCAGAUGUUACUUAAUGAUGAACUCUCACAGGCCACAAUGGAUAAUACAACAAUCAUGACUAUGCUGACCCUGGAGGAAAAACACUACUUUGACUCUGAUUCAACUUUGAAUUAGAACAAGAUCAUUAUAACAACUUCGUUCAAAAAAUGAAUGAGAUCUUAGAAGUCACAACAUACAAUGAAGAACAAUUAGCAUCAUUAGAUGUAAAAAUUAGGAAAGAAAGCAUCACCCUGGGUAAUGCUCAGAGUGAAGUACAUAGCUUAGUUGUCCUUUUGGAAGCCAACACCAUAAUCAAUUAAAAAUUGGAACAAGGAGAUAACUAAAUGUGGCCUGUGAGAUACUAUCGGCAGACUAGCAUGCCUAGACUUUGUAUGCACCCCAGUGUCACUGGGUUAAAGAAACAUUUUGGUUCCUCAUAUUUCUGAUCCUACUCUUCAUGCUAUUAAAAGUAUCUUUGAUAUGUUUUAGAAGCAACUAUGGAACAUAUGCCUUGCACAGUAGGUCAAGAGGCAACGACUCUGGACAGAGAUAUGACCUCAGCAGCAUAGCAAAAGCUAAUACAUUUUUCAGAAAAAUAUUCUUUGCUAAUGCAUCAUUUGGAAUUUUGUUUGAUAGAUUGGCUAGAAAUAAGCUAUUUGAACCAGGAAAUUACAUAUUUUAAGACCUCUCUCUCUCUCUCCCCCCUCUCUCAUAUAUAUAUAUAGAUAUAUAUAUGAGAUGGAUAUAUCAUCCGUAUAUGGAUGAUAGAUUGCCUACUUUGUUUUAUCAUUGUUGUUAUCAUAACCAUAUAUUCUGGAAGAUGUACCCAGGCCCCAUCAGGGCAACCCAAAGCUUAUUGAGCAGCCCCAUGGCCUGCUAUAUUAGCAAAGGGAGCCACUUCUGGUACUACACACGUUACAACAUGUUGGAGCAUGCACCUGACUCCACAUACAAAAUGUUGGAGGAAGAUUAGUAUGGGAAUGACCCCACACAAUCAAACAAUCCAGAACUCCUACAAGCUUACUGCCUGAGAACAAUAUUGAAAUCGAUAUUAAAAGAGUGCAUGUUCCAAUGGGAUGCUUACAGUACAUGGAAAGGUUACCACAAAAAUGGAUUAUGUACUGUAUAUGAUCCCCACUUUACAAGCCUUGUGGCGCCUUCGGGAAUAUCCAGACCUGUAGCUCUGUUUUCCCUGAGACUCCAGGGGAAAUGUAAGGAAGCAUGAGCCCAGAAGGCAAAGCUGCUCCCCCCCGGCCCCCACACCUGCUGCCAAAAGAGAACGAGUCUGCCCCACAUGGACCCAGCUCCAGCAAGAUCUGAGAAGGAUAAGUCUCGGACCUUACCUGAUGUGCCACCAUCGUGUCAGGCUAUAACGUUGGCCAGACAGGAGAACGGGACGUCAGACAAUCUGAGCUGCCAUGUGGUUGCUGGAAAUUUAACUUAGGACCUUUGGAAGAGCUCCUAACCACCAACUCAUCUCUCCAGACCCAUAAAGACACUAUUUUUAAGGCCUUAUGAUCUCUUAAGGGCCUCAGCCGACUAGGCAGCACAGCAUCCUUGGGGAGAAACUACAUUUCCCAGAAGCCAGUUCGACCGUAGAGGAAGUCCUUUACGCAACAGGGGGCCUUGAGAAACCAAGGAUGCUUGCUGCAGCAAGUGUCUGCAGAGAGCAGGCCAACCCAUAAAGCUGCCUGAGUCCUUUCAUGCGAAAUGGCUCGGAGGCAGGACGAGGCGCGGGCCGGUGUGCCCCUGAGGGUUGAAGGCCCGCCGGACAAGGAGGUCCACCUCAUUCUGUACCACUGGACGCACUCCUUCAGCUCUCAAAAGGUGCGCUUGGUAAUUGCUGAAAAGGCACUGAAGUGCGAGGAACACGAUGUAAGUCUGCCCCUGAGUGAGCACAAUGAGCCUUGGUUUAUGCGCUUGAACUCAGCUGGAGAAGUACCGGUCCUUGUCCACGGGGAGAACAUAAUCUGUGAGGCCACUCAGAUCAUUGAUUAUCUUGAGCAGACUUUCCUGGAUGAAAGAACACCCAGGUUAAUGCCCGAUGAAGGAAGCAUGUAUUACCCACGGGUGCAGCAUUACCGAGAGCUUCUUGACUCCUUGCCAAUGGAUGCUUACACACAUGGCUGCAUUUUGCAUCCUGAGCUCACUGUGGAUUCCAUGAUCCCCGCUUAUGCAACCACAAGGAUUCGCAGCCAGAUUGGUAACACAGAGUCUGAACUAAAGAAACUUGCUGAAGAAAACCCUGACUUACAAGAGGCAUACAUUGCCAAACAGAAGCGACUUAAGUCAAAGCUGCUUGAUCAUGACAAUGUCAAAUACUUGAAGAAAAUUCUUGAUGAGUUGGAGAAGGUCUUGGAUCAGGUGGAAACUGAAUUACAAAGAAGAAAUGAGGAAACUCCAGAGGAGGGCAACCAGCCUUGGCUCUGUGGAGAAUCCUUUACACUGGCAGAUGUCUCACUGGCUGUCACAUUGCAUCGGCUGAAGUUCCUGGGGUUUGCAAGACGAAACUGGGGACAUGGAAAGAGACCGAACUUGGAAACCUAUUAUGAGCGUGUCUUGAAGAGAAAAACAUUUAACAAGGUUUUAGGACAUGUCAACAAUAUAUUAAUCUCUGCGGUGCUGCCAACAGCAUUCCGGGUGGCCAAAAAAAGGGCCCCAAAAGUUCUUGGCAGCACCCUUGUGGUUGGUUUGCUUGUAGGAAUGGGAUAUUUUGCAUUUAUGCUUUUCAGAAGGAGACUUGGCAGCAUGAUAUUAGCACUUAGACCCAGACCAAAUUAUUUCUAGGUUUGUUGGGAUCUGUGGUAGCAGCACACGGAAUCACUCCACUAGACCCUCAUCCACUUGUCCAGACCCAGUGAAGAUUUAGCCUUGGCAAUUAGUAGAGAGCAUACUUUAUAUAAUUCACGGGGAGCUCAUGUGGGAGAAGGAGCUAAUGAUAUGUUUUUUUCUUCUUUCUCUCUGUCUCUUUCUCUUUCUUCCUUUCUUUUUUUGUAGACAACAUGACUUACUUCUAAUCUAUCCCUAAAGGCCAGUAUAACUGCUGACAGAUUGGGGGGAGGGAACCUUUGAUGGAGAUUGUUAGUUCAUGUAUGUUCUCAGGUAUUUUUUGAGAGGUUGUAAUUAGGAGCAGACAGUAAUAACAACCCAUGAUUGCUCAUAGUGCCUCACCUGAGAGUGACUGCAGGUCUGGGUGUUGAACAGUUAUAGGAUUCCUCUGGGACUCAGAGGCAUCUUUGUUAUACUAGACAGAGUUCAGACACAAACAAGACAUUGUACUGAUUCAUCUUUCACUAGCAGCUUUAGGCAUAAGUAAAGGAGAAAAUGAGAAAGGGGAGAAAGAAAAUGAGAGAAUGAAGUACAUCCAGAACAGAGCAGUAGAUGCUAACCUCCAGUGGCCUUCAUUGCUGCCCAUGGUUGCCUCUCUCUUUGGGGAAUUUCACAUAUACCUACUUGUGGUCAUGUACCCUCCUUAACUCAGAACUUUUAGGGAGGAGAGGGCUGGGAAGUUAGUGGGGAUAGUAUACUGGGGAGAAACCUAUGCACUGCAUAGAAAACACUUCAUUUGACCUUAAUUAUGAGUUACACUUGUUAAUUUAAUAAGAUUAAGUUAUUAUGCACUUGAAUGAGAUGCCCAUUGAAACAUAUGUCUAGCACUUUUAUGAAUGUCUAAAAGGAUAGUAGGGUAGUCUUCAUGGCUCCCAUGGCCACGUGAGGUGCUCAUCCUGUAUAUGAUUGUCUUCAGUCCUGGGAACCUUGGCCUCGACAGCCCUAUUUAUGCAUACAAGUAAUAUAUAGAUGAAUGUCUCAAGUAAAUAUGGCUUAUGGAUGGUAGUGGAUAAUUUGAUGAGAACUAAAUAUGCUUAGUUUUAUUUGGAGAGACUAGUACAUUCAUGCACAAACUGUUGGCCAGGCUUUGUAUUUGUUUAUGAUUAUUGACAGAGCUUUACAUUAAAGAAAAAAGUAAAAGCUAGCAUUAGAUAUUGACAGCUAAUUUGGGAAAGGUAAAAUAUAUAGCUAGCUAGAUGUCCACCCAUACUCAUCCAUGUGUGUUUAAAUAUUUGGGGGAUAUAUCAGUCCAUAUGGAAGAGACGGUUCAUGGAUGACCUAGGAAUAGCCAUCAGACUAUAAUGCAUGAUUUUUGCUCAGGACAAGCCUCCUAUUAAAGCAGGGAGGCAGUUUUCCUGGAGCUGGCUGUCAAAGCCUUAGGAGAAGCUUCAAGAAUCUGAUGGGAAGCUUGUCCACAGACUGUGAGUAAAGAGAAAGUCUGCUUGGAUGACCUCAGGUGAACUAUGCACAUGGCCAAAAAAUGUACUGACGUUUAUUAAUAGGAAAAUGUCACAACCAGCAAGCAAUGGCUUUCUGAUGAUAAAAACAAUUCUAUAAUUCCUUUUUGAUUCUAUUAUUCCAUUUCAUAAGCUAGAUGUACUUAAAAAAAGAACCCAUAUGAGCAGGAUGUGUCCUGUUUGUAAAAAACAAGCAAAACAGCAACAUCAAAACAAAAAACCCUAACACCCCCAUGUGAACUCAGAUCUAUGAUGAGGAAAUGCACGCAGCUUUUGUGCCAUCUUCCUCUGCCCAUCAAUGUGUCAUGCAGAGUGUCUGAAUCUGCUUAUUGCUAGGACAUUGCUGUCAUUGUAUUUAUACAACAGUCAUAAAAUUAACUGACUAGUGAUUCAGAAUUUCUUACAAUGUUCUGAUAGAAAUAAAAAGUGAGGCACAAAGAAGUAACAAUGGGAAUUUUGUAAAAAAAAAAAAAAAUCUACAAAAGGUACUUAUUUACUUGUGAAAGGAUUGUUAAAGAGUGAAUUUUCUUUCAGUAUAUGUUAUGAUGGAGUCAGAAAAUCACCAGGAAAUUAUGAUUUUCAUCUGUAAUUUAUUUGGAGGUAGAUGUGUGCCAGUGUUCAAGGCGAGGCAUCCAAGCCUCUUCAAUGUUUUAUAGGUAGGUAUUCUUGACAUUAGUGCUUUAAAAAUAUUUGUCUAGUGAUAAAACCCUGACCACUAGAUGUCGCUGUUCACCCAGUAGUCUAAGACUGUUCCAUUUGGUUUGGCAUGUGUGAGAGGUUUCAAGUGACGAUAAAACAUUAAUGACCUUAGUUUCUGAGGGAAUCUUCAUUAAGAUUAGCCACCUGUGAAAAAGUUUGGGACAAAUGUAGUAUUGAUUUCUUAUGCGUUGCGAGUGAUGUCAGCACCGUAUGAUAAGGAGGUGCACAGCCACUGUUAGCCAGAGAGGCACUUUAAUGCAUCUUCUUUUUAGGAUCAUGGUAACUGGUCAAUAUGCUUCUCAUGUGAAAAAAAAAAGUAUAAAUGCCACAGCUAGAAAAUGCCCAAGGCAUUAACAGGUUAUGUUGCCUAUUUCUUAACAUACAUGCACACUAUUUUAUUGGUACUGCCAUUAUAUGCCUUUUGAUUCUCAAGACUGGUGAACUGCUUGCUCGUUUUAGUAAUCAUUGCUAUUGAUAUCAAAGUUGUAAUGUAUUGUUGAUUGUCAUGGGAAAUUAAAGAUAUUAUUCUGAUGGUAAGAUCAAUAAAAAUAAUUUGAAAAUAAA